UCCGCACGCUUACUAGAACUGCCUGUCAAGAUUACUUUUUUUUUCUGGUUUAACUGUGGCAAUUAGCGCUUCAGAUGUCCAUACAGCAGCCUAAGAAACCUUUCAAAUGCUCUGUAUGCAAAAAAGGAGCAGCAUGCAACCUCGACAAAUAUUUUUGUGACAUUAAUCUUGCUUAAUGUAUUUUUCAAUGCAGAUUUGUUCUCUUGAGCAUUAGUUCCUAGCUACCUUGAUUCCGCAGAUGACAGCAUUCUUCAUAAAGUCACACAUUCUUUUCUCUACUUCUGUUGAAUAGCCGUAAAACUGGUCCUCUACAACAGCAGUUUAGAGUUUCCAAAAGAAUGAAUUAUGGCAGAAUUCUUCCUCACAUAUAUCCCAUGCCUGAGAGAGACUUUCAGUGUGUCUGAAGAUUUAUGCUUCAAUAUUUAAUGCUGAUGAAAGAUUUGACGCUACAUUUCACACUAAUGUCUUGGUCAAUUCGUCAGGACACUGCCAAUAUCUGCCACCAGGCAUAUUUAAAAGCUCAUGCUACAUAGAUGUGCGCUGGUUUCCAUUUGAUGUUCAGAAAUGUAACCUGAAGUUUGGAUCCUGGACUUACGGAGGCUGGUCCUUGGACUUACAAAUGCAAGAAGCAGAUAUAUCUGGCUAUAUUUCAAAUGGGGAGUGGGAUUUAGUAGGAGUUCCCGGGAAAAGAACAGAGAGUUUUUAUGAAUGUUGUAAAGAACCCUACCCAGAUGUAACAUUCACAGUAACUAUGAGACGUCGGACUCUCUAUUACGGACUCAAUCUUCUUAUUCCUUGUGUACUGAUCUCGGCACUUGCUUUGUUAGUUUUUCUGCUUCCAGCAGACUCGGGAGAAAAGAUCUCACUAGGUAUAACAGUAUUAUUGUCUCUCACUGUCUUCAUGUUACUUGUGGCGGAAAUUAUGCCAGCAACAUCUGAUUCCGUGCCCUUAAUCGCUCAAUAUUUUGCCAGCACUAUGAUUAUUGUUGGUCUUUCUGUUGUUGUCACUGUUAUUGUUCUGCAAUACCAUCAUCACGAUCCAGACGGGGGGAAAAUGCCUAAAUGGACAAGAAUCAUCCUUCUGAACUGGUGUGCUUGGUUUCUGAGGAUGAAAAGACCGGGGGAAGACAAAGUGCGUCCUGCCUGUCAACAUAAGCAGCGGCGAUGUAGCCUGACGAGUGUGGAGAUGAACACUAUGAGUGGACAGCAAUCCAGUAACGGGAAUAUGCUCUACAUUGGGUUUAGGGGGCUGGAAGGGGUUCACUGCACACCCACCACCGAUUCAGGGGUGAUCUGCGGGAGGAUGACCUGCUCACCAACAGACGAAGAAAACCUGCUGCACAGCGGUCACCCCUCUGAAGGCGAUCCAGAUUUGGCCAAGAUCUUGGAAGAGGUCAGGUACAUUGCAAACCGAUUCAGAGACCAGGAUGAAGAAGCAGCCGUUUGUAACGAAUGGAAGUUUGCAGCCUCUGUAGUGGAUCGGCUCUGCUUGAUGGCUUUUUCAGUCUUCACAAUCAUUUGUACAAUUGGUAUUUUAAUGUCGGCACCAAACUUUGUAGAGGCCGUAUCUAAAGAUUUUGCUUAACUCCCAAAGUACGUUCUGAAUCUCUGAAGUCUGAUAUGUAGCAAAUAAGAGCGUGGUUUUUGUUUGAUCACCUGUUUCUAAUGAGUACCCUGGUUCUCACUGUCCGCUUUCUUUUGCCCCCUCUCUGGUCUCAAGUUCCUUUCGGAAGAGUGGCCCAUUUCAGAAGGAAAGCCAAGGAUUUCUUGCUGAGCUGCCUGCACGCAGCUCCUCUGCGCACUCUUUGGUGGGAGGUGCAGCGUGGCUGCCAGGCCCCUCAGAACAGCCGGGCAUUGCACCGCCGUCUCUUACACAUUUUUGAACUUAAAAAAAACAGGUAGGCAAUGCCAGAGAUGUCACUUCUUCAGACUUUGUUCUAAAAGUUAGAAGGUGGUCCAUCUUAAAUAGAUGAAUAAGUGAUCGUAAACACUUAUAGUUAGGAGAGUAUUAAAUCCAAAUAGAUGGAAGCUCAAACAGCGAAGAGAAAAGGGAGAAACAGGUUGCUUUUCAGUUACUGCUUCUUACUAAGUUGUGGUGCGUAGCUUUCCAGCUUACUCAUAACCCGUCAGACCCUUAACUCCCUCCAGGCAUUUCAUAUAAAGCAUAUGUGACUUUACACCAUUCUGAAUUUUAUCUCAGACACCAGAAAUUUAGAGAUAAUACUGCCCAAAACUUGUCCUUCUAUAUCUUUCUGGAUUUGAUCUAGAAGUUUGACCUAAUUUUUGCAGUGUUUAUUACCUCUUCCUUCUCCCCAGAAAGUAAUUCUUUCAACUGAUGACCCUUUUAAUUAUCAAAAAGAAAACAAAGGAUUUAUGAUGUCUUUACUCUCACUGAUUUUUUUUUUAAAAAAAAAAGUACACAAAAAAAAGUGUCUCUACUGUUAAUCAGAUUCCAGUGUGGGAAAAGUAAUUCAAUGUCUUAAGCAUAAAUGAAGAAUCUAAGGAAAAAGAAGAAUCUAAACCAAAAAGAAGCCAUUAAAUCCUGAGAUCAUGGUUUUAAUUUAAAGACUAAAUGUUUGAUCUGUUGUAUGCUUAGCCUUUUAUAGAUCUCCUUCUGUGGAGUCACCAUAACAUGCCUUUACCAGAAAAACGCAUCUUUUCUGCUCAGUUUAUCAUCUGAAGAGUAUUAAUGAACACUAAAGAUUUAUUGUGUCUGAUAUAAGCUAUGAACUGAAUAUAUAUUUAUAUAUACACACUACAUAUACAUCCAAGGAAAGGUUAAGACUUACAGAUUCUCUUAAGGCUAGACAGACAUUUGCAAAGGCAAAACUAAUAGUUCAUCAUUUAAUGUUAUGUCUGAUUUUGAAAUUCUCCUGUCAGAAUACGCUUAGCAUUCACAUAACCGAUGUCUUAAUGAAAGACGCUGAGGUAAGAAUUCCUGGAACCUGGAACUCUGUGUGCACAAAUCAGCCAAGAAUCAGCCUCUCGCUGGCACACCAGUAUUCCUGAUCAGUGAUCACUGCUAAAAGAUGUGAAGGAAGAUCGCUUUAGCACUGACUGCUUGCUUUAUGCUGCAGAAUCCCAACUUUCUGGCUGAGGUUUUCAGAGACACAAAUGGAGGCCUUUUGUUGUGCUGUGUUUUUACUGUGAAAUAAACUCAAGGCCUCAGUUUCUUUCUUAAAUAGGAUUAAAAUAAAGCGACUGAAAUGCUUAUUCUGCCUACGUAACAAUUUCCUUUUCAGAGUCUGUAAUUUCAUGUAAACCAUGCCCAAAGUCACCCUGGGUAUGGUCCAUCACCCGAGUGAACACCUUGCUCAAGCACUUUCAUUCCAGAGAAAAGGGCAGGAUGAGUGAAAGGAGGGCAGGAUAUUUCUCACAGUUUUUGAGUUGUGUCUUCCCGAGUGUUCAUUCAGAAUCUCACUGUGUGGACAUGAGCAAAGGAUUUAAAUCCUUCUUGAAAGUUAAUCUUGAAACUGUGUCUCAGAGUUACCUGUGAAGAAGUUGCAUUUUCAGGAACAAUUACUAAUAAUCAGCCACGCAAUAAUUCCUGCAAAUAGUUUCUAGUUUGUAGAUUGCAUAUGAAUAGGAAACUAGGAGUCCAAAAUCUGAAAUGUGAGUUUUGCUCAUUUGUGAAUAAUUACACACAUCACAUGGCAUGUGCUGCUCUUCUGAGUAAUGUUUCUAGACUAGGCUUCCUGAUGAGAAUGUUGAUUUGCAUUGGUAUUUUUACCUUUGGCAAGUAUCCCUAAGUAGUUAGGUAGAGUGUUCCAUUUAAUCUUUGUAAAGUUCUGGGUUUUCUCUUGGAGAAGAAUUUUUCAAGAAGACGUGGUGACCUUUUGGGACUACCUUGUACAACGGGACACAACUAUUGCAUUCAUACUACGCGGUGCAUGUAACAUGGGAAGCAUGAGAGUACCCCCUCUUUCCACCAGAAUCUACUUACAGUAUUUGUAGAAAUCAUCUUGCUAAAUACAGGAGUUCUUUACAGAAGGAUGGACGGAGCAAUUUACAAUUUGACUGUAAACUUCGUUAUCAUUGACAGAUGUCUAUGCUUAAAAAACUGGAGACUGGUAUUUGGCCUUGAGUGAAACCCUGCCGCAGCGUGCCACUGAGCUUGUAAUCCUGUCAGCAAAUACCAGGUGUUACACAAAGUAGCUAUAAGACACCAGCAUCAUGCCUACACUACUGCCUUUAUCCUUGGCAGGAUUAACAAAAAUGCACCGAGGGAACAAGCGUAUCCUAAUUUUCCUGCUGUGAACACAACCUGUAAAUGCUAGUAAUAAGAUUAUUAUAAAUUUUAAAUACAACAGUGACAACCUCUCAGUUAUGUUAUUUUGCAUCUAUGAGUUAAAAUUUCCUAUGACUAAGCUGAGCAAAAUUAGUCUGUUUCUUGUUAAAUUGUGUGUGUACAAUACAUUUGUGUAUGUGUUAAAGAAUAUUUUGAUUUAAAUGCUGGGAAAAAUAUUUAUUUACAAUCCCGGGCAUAGAGGCAGAAAUGAAAUACUGUGUGCAGUAUGUAUAUACAAUAUUAAAGACUACAUGGUGAUGGUGAGGAUCUGCUACAGUGUUAAGAGUCCAGAGGGAGGAUAAUCGAGUGGUUCACGAGAACUAAGCUAUGACUCGUCUGACAAACUCAAAUGCUAACUCCAGAGCUCAGCUGUCAUGUACAAUACUAUGCGUGAGCAAUGUAUACUACUUUUUCUGGUUUUAUAUUGAAUUAUAUUGAAUAUUUGAAAGACUUUUUAAUAUUUGAAAGAUUUUAUUUAAGUGUCAAUGCCAAAAAAAGUACCAAACAUCAAACUGUAAAAAGUUAAUUUUAAACACAGAUAAAUUAUUUAAACGGUAAUAUUUAAAAUAUUAAAUUAUUUUAUAUAGGAAUUGAUAAUACUACACAAGAUUUUUUUUUUUAAACGUUUCUUUAAAUUCUCUUUAGCUGCAGGAUGUGAUCUCAGUUCACCUGGGACAAUUCAACUUUUCACCUUCUUUAACAAGAAAAGAAGGUAAACCAAAGUCCCUGAUUUUCCUUCCUUUUGUUAGACUAUUUUUUACAUUAAGAAACACUGCAUAAGGGGCAUUAAAAAGAGAUGCUACAUCUGUCAGGUACUGACUGUCAUAUAAGCAAUUCAAUACCUUUUCGGUCCAGUACAAAUAAAAGAUUUAGAUCAAGAGACUUUUGACUCAUUCUCAUUUUGCUGAGAUGGAAAUAAACUCGAGCAGCAGAAAACAUGAACUGCCAUAAAAAAGAAAAACGUCUUUGGAUCUAUCAAUCGGGAAGGACAAAGCUCAUUGAUAAUUAAAAAUGCAUCCAUAUCCUCCUAGCAAACCAGUCCUAUACCAAACACCUAUUCUUACAGAAAUGAUCAGAGGUAACCAAGUAGAACGGAUACCAGGGAAGUUUUGAACUGCCCUCAAUGCCAGUAUUAAUUUAACUUCUUGAAGUUUAUACAGAAGAGAGAAAUGAGAGAAAAAAAAUUCCAUACCAGCUGAAUAAACUGUUACUUUUGCCAGCAGCAAAUUUUGGGUUUUGCCUACUGGUGACAAAAUAUCUACUCAGCAGAAAAGCCCCCGGAUGGGGGAAAAAAACCCAUGUCAGCAUGCUUUUUUUUGCAGAGAGAUGAAGUGUGGUCAGACAGGUUUAGCACUGCACACAUCAGGCAGUUUCUCAGCACUGUGUAUCAACCUAUAAUCACACACACUGCCUCUUGGAAGCAUUUGGGACCCCGGAUUACAAUGGGGCUGCUGUCUGCUCCCAAUCUCAGGCAUCUGGGUGGUUAAUAUGGAGAUCGAAAGCUGCAGUGGUUUAGGAUUUUAUACACGUGCAGAUCCAAUGUCAUUGCCCUGUGGGUGGCAACGUCGAUCAGAGCACUAGGUCCUGGGACUAUAGACUAUAAUGGUAUCAACCAUCCAGUUUGAAUCCUAUAAGAACAAUCAGAAUAAAUUUCCUCUCCAACAAAACUGAUUUGUUAGCCUAAUCCCAUGAUAAUAAAAUAUCAUUUAAUCUGCGAACAGAAUCUGCACAUUACAGCAAAUCUAACCUG
Messenger RNA from Cuculus canorus (common cuckoo), 6038 nucleotides. RefSeq names its product CHRNA7 (exons 5-10) and FAM7A (exons A-E) fusion (gene CHRNA7). Gene Ontology annotation, molecular function: transmembrane signaling receptor activity; acetylcholine-gated monoatomic cation-selective channel activity. The record is from RefSeq and is a predicted model, not a curated record. Gene Ontology annotation, cellular component: postsynaptic membrane; synapse; neuron projection. Bases 620 to 1585 code for a protein of 321 amino acids. The transcript is spliced from 7 exons. NCBI's taxonomy places the organism in Eukaryota, Metazoa, Chordata, Aves, Cuculiformes, Cuculidae. Gene Ontology annotation, biological process: signal transduction; chemical synaptic transmission; monoatomic ion transmembrane transport.